Messenger RNA from Linum tenue, 243 nucleotides. The record is from the annotation of a GenBank genome assembly. NCBI's taxonomy places the organism in Eukaryota, Viridiplantae, Streptophyta, Magnoliopsida, Malpighiales, Linaceae.
AUGUACACUUGCUUGGUUGUACAGAUACAUUGGUCAGGCGUCUCGUGCUGGUGCCAGGGGGUGGCUGGUUGUCUCACACUUCUGCAGUGUUGGAUCUACGAGUAUUUUCCGGGUUUCAGGCCAUCUCACUUCGAGCCACCCGUCGUUGGACCUGAUGAGGCUUGGGCUUCACGAUGGAUUGGGCAGCUGGUACCUGGUUCUGUGGCUGAUCCCAGUGUGAGGUUGGCGCCGUCGAGCUCUUGA